AUGAAAAUUCGAAUAGGACAGUCCGGGAGAUCUGGAAAAGGCAUUAUCUACACCUGGUCUGCAGGAAAUGGGGGAACGAAUGAUAAUUGCAAUGCUGACGGGUUCACUAACAGUAUAUACACAAUAGGAGUUACUGCUCUUGGAAUUGGAAAAGAGGCCGACUACGCAGAAGUGUGUGCUGCUUCACUUGCGACAGUAUAUGGUGGUAUCACCGAUUCUUACUUGAUGACAACUUCAACAUUAAGUAGAUGUUCAGAUGAUGGUAUCGAAGGGACUUCAUAUUCAACGCCAAUAGUUGCUGGAAUCAUAGCUUUAGCUCUGCAGGCCAAGUAUGAAAUCGAGAUUUGACUUGGAGAGAUGUACAGCAUUUAAUUGUAUAUUCAUCAUCACGAACCAAUUUAACAGAUACUUAUGAUGGUUGGCAGACAAAUGGUGCUGGAAAAGAAG
Molecule: messenger RNA, 447 nt
Organism: Mytilus trossulus (common blue mussel)
Lineage: Eukaryota; Metazoa; Mollusca; Bivalvia; Mytilida; Mytilidae
Product: furin-like protease kpc-1
Exons: 4
Coding region: 1-348 (115 amino acids)
Biological process (GO): protein processing
Cellular component (GO): Golgi membrane; trans-Golgi network
Molecular function (GO): serine-type endopeptidase activity
Source: RefSeq, a predicted model, not a curated record